AUGAGAGCUUACCAUCCGCUCAACGACGUCGAUGGCGACGAGGAUAAGACUGUCGAGAUGACGGAAGGUUCGUCUGCUAUAUCUCGUGGUGUGCCCAGUAUCUGUGAAUCUAUUAGCCGAGAGAUUAACUACGCGUGGGCUGUGCUCUCGGGCUUCAAGACCUUGGCCAACGUGGGCAAUUUCUACUUCGCGUGUGGCAGUCAAGCCUUUGGAUAUAAUCCAGGCUUCGACUUCAUCGGUGCCAACGGCAUGCAACUCGCAGUCUUUGCAUUGCACAAAUUUGUUCACAAUGAGCACGUGCUAGUCCCAGUGCUUGACUGUAUCGACAUCUACUCGAAGUUGCAUGUGGAUGGUGCUCUGGAGUUCCUCGCAGCGGACGACGCCAUAGAGAUUUUGAUGAAAUGUGUGCGUUUCCAUGACAACAAACACAAUGUCAUUACUUCAGCCUGUCGAGCGCUCGGUAGUUUGGUGAUGAACGAUCUCGUGAAGGAAUCGGUGUCAUCGCCAGAUCUGGUACAGGAGCUGCUGGGGCUGAUAAGGCGAUACGACCACAGUCUGCAGAUUUGUCGAGCUGUACUGAUACCCCUGGGAUUUCUAGUCACAAACGCACCGAUCACUGCGACUUUCAUCGAUAACAACGGCAUCGCGCUCACGGUGGCAGCAAUGAAGCGAUACGUGAAAGACACAGAGCUCGUGUGGCAUGCGGUUGGAACACUAAACGGGCUCCACGAAAAAACUCUGGAUAUUCGGUGUAUCUACGGUAUCUUCAACUUCACGGGCAUUCCCCGUCUUGUUGAGGCUGUGGCGUCUCAUCUUGACACGGAGGAGGUCACGGUCGAAGGGUUCCAGCUCCUGUCUCGACUUGCGGCUCUCCCAGAAGCCUAUCGCACCAUCAACGAGUGUAAAGUAUUGGAUCUCGCUUACGUAGCUCUCUUCGCCUACUCAGGAGCAGCUCAUCGCCACACUCGUCUCGCUAUCAAGAGUACGCUACACAGUUUCCAGAAAUGUGCUUUAUUCGACCCUCGCGAGUUAGCUCGACGUGAACGAGCAAGUCGCACGGACAUCGCAUUGUACGCUUUGCUUUUGUUCUGCUUCAUGCUCAACUCAUCCUUCGCACUCUACGGUCAACACUCGAAUGAUCUCGUCUCUGCUAUAAGGCGUGCCAUCGUGGAUACACCCUGGAAUGGCGGAUUGCCACUUGAUACAACAACCAAGACACUACGCGACGUGAAUGCCAUUGCAGACGUCUGGAGUUUCUUACAGGGACCAGCACAGAAUGCACUUUUCCAAGAUACGUGGUACAAUGGGGACAGCUUCGCGGAUGAUGUGGAUUCCCAGAUUGGAAUUGUGGAUCGAACCAAUGUGCUUCUCGGUGGAGUGGAGCUACGACUUCUUCGAUGGUGUCACCCGUACUAUUCCAAAAGUGCAGAGCGCAGAUCCCCAGUCUCGCGCCUACCUUUCUUUGAAGACACUUGGAGCUCUUCUAGCAACGAGUAUGAAAGCUACCGCGGCACCCUUGCGACAUACCCGGGAAGUGGCUACCGGCGGUUCCUGCCACGACUUGGGGCAAAUGUUAUGACUGACUGUGACUCACGCUGUGAACUUGCCAAUCUUCGUCGUGGUCGAUGGCUGGACGAAUCGAGUCGCGCGUUGUUUGUGCGGUUCAAUCUGUACAAUGCACCGCUGGACUUGCACUGUGUGGUCCAAAUCUUGUUCGAGUUUGGCGUGGCAACUUCAGGAUCCGAUGAAGGAGGCGGCGGUGAAGUCGUGGCUUCUGCUAAAGUUACACCGCUCCACUUGAGUCAGUACUCUGGAUUCUUCGUGGUUCAUCCGCGGUUCCUUACGGAGUUGGGGAUUUUGCUGGGCGUCCUGUGGUUUGCCCACAAGCAACUGGAUAAACUGUGGCAGUACCGACUCUUCUACUUUGUGAUCCCCAGCCACGUCGCGGAUUUUUGUAUUGUCAUGCUGUGGACUGCGAUCCUCGUUUUUCGUCUGCAAUCGGUGGCUCAAGCAGCUUUUCCGAUGCUAAGGACGAUCGCUGAAACGUCCGAUAGCUCGUACGCGGAUCUUGGAGUGAGCGUGCACUACUUGCGAACAGAACGUCAUCUUACGGCAGCCUGUGCAGUGCUAAUGUGGUGGCGGAUUGUUCGUCUUGCAAAGAGUGUCAAGGCACUCGAGAGUACAGUUGAUAAACUGGAACGUGCACAAGCAUUAUUGCAGAGUUUCGCGGUGCUACUUGUAGUAUACGUGCUGGGAUUCGCACACGCGGGGGUACUUCUCUUUCCGUCUGCACGCUCGAGCUUUCGGAGCUACUCAGCUGGCAUCGCUACAAUGGCCACAUCUCUAGCGACGAGGUGGCACUCGAUGGCAAUGUUUGGUUGUGUAGACCACCAACUUUUCCGCUUGCUAUUCCAGUUCUCCACGUCCUUCGUCGUCCUGAAUAGUGUGGUGGCAAUUCUACGCGAGCGAUUUGACUCCUCUCGAGUGAGAGCGAGGGCUCCUGCAAUUGAUGGAUUAGCCAUGUUAGAGCUUGCCAAACACCGGCUCGAGUCGCAUGGCAUGCGAGUAGAAGAAACCUCGUUCGCCAAGCAACACGAGACAUUUUUACUGUAUCGGACGAAGCUGAAAAGCUGUCGGACUUGA
Messenger RNA from Phytophthora infestans T30-4, 2643 nucleotides. RefSeq names its product Polycystin Cation Channel (PCC) Family. Lineage: Eukaryota; Oomycota; Peronosporomycetes; Peronosporales; Peronosporaceae. The transcript is spliced from 10 exons. The coding region runs from base 1 to 2643 and encodes 880 amino acids. The record is from RefSeq and is a predicted model, not a curated record.